AUGCAGCUGCAAGCUUUUGUCGCUCUUUUAUCACUUCUCGGGGUCGCUAAUGCCAAUUCCGAACGUCAUGCUCGUCUCGCAAAGAGACAGAAUGCUGGGGCCGUCGUCACGGUUGGUUCGAGCUCUGCUAAUUCGACUUCCUUAUCAUCCGGUGCCCCAACAACGAGCUUUACUUCAUCGACUGCAUCGGCCUUGGGUUCACCCGUGCCAACCACACCCGUUGGCACCACUAUUCCUCCGCUCGUUAAUAUCACUUCCGGCAUGGCGACCCCUUCAACAGUCCCUCUCUCUGCUACUUAUUCCGCAGGCGCUACACCUUUAAUUUCCGGUGCUCCAGUUUUACCUACUCCAUUCGUAUUUCAAGCCGCAAACUGGCCUGCUCAGGACCAGAUUGCACCUACUGAUUCCGACGAGGUUUCCGAAUGGAUGGAAGAACUCGAUGGCUUCAAUAUACCCGAUAUCACUCCUACCGUAGAUGGCACUUGCGUAAACGACGCAGCUGCUGCCGCAGACGCUGCUAGUCGUGGUUGGUGGACUUGCGGUGGUUAUACCCGUGUUACUGAUAUCACCGCUUGUCCGGAUAAGUUGACAUGGGGCGUCAGCUUUGAUGAUGGCCCAGGUUUCUACAGUAUGGAGCUUCUUGACUACCUGGCUUCCAAGAACAUGACCUCGACGUUCUUCGUUAUUGGUUCUCGUAUCGUCGAGCGUCCUCAGGUUCUUGUGGAGGAGUAUAUGUCUGGGCACGAAAUCGCUGUGCACACCUGGUCUCAUCGCCCUCUUACCAUGCUUACAACUGCACAAGUCGUAGCUGAGCUGGGUUGGGCACGUAAAGCUAUCAAGGAUGUCAUUGGUGUUACUCCCACAUUGAUGCGUCCCCCUUACGGCGACAUCGACGAUCGUGUUCGUGCCAUUUCCCUGGCCAUGGGCAUGGUCCCCGUUAUCUGGACUAGCACUGGUACUGGCGCAACGUUUGAUACUAACGACUGGAAGGUUCCUGGCGGUGUGGUCACAGGUCCUCAGUCCUAUGCCACCUUUGAGGCUAUUCUAGCCAACGCAACUAUGCUGAACACUGGAUUUGUUGUUCUGGAGCACGACUUAUAUGCACAAACUGUCGAUCUUGCUAUUGGCUACACGUUGCCUGCUGCUAUGAAUUUUACCCCUACGCUUACUCUCGACUCCAUUGGUCACUGCAACGGCAUUCCAAGUACGAACCUGUAUCGCGAGAGCAACCAAAACACAAGCUUCCCCUACCCAAACAGCACUAGUGGUGACACGUCCGUUCCUAGCGGCUCAGGCGGGAAGGGUAGCACCAGCGCAACUUCUGGUACUUUAUCGAAUGCCAUAAUGCCUAUAUCUAUGGUCGUUGCUUCAUUGUUGGCUGCUGGCGGCUCCCUCCUCAUGUGA
Molecule: messenger RNA, 1404 nt
Organism: Suillus plorans
Lineage: Eukaryota; Fungi; Basidiomycota; Agaricomycetes; Boletales; Suillaceae
Product: carbohydrate esterase family 4 protein
Exons: 8
Coding region: 1-1404 (467 amino acids)
Biological process (GO): carbohydrate metabolic process
Cellular component (GO): membrane
Molecular function (GO): chitin deacetylase activity
Source: RefSeq, a predicted model, not a curated record